ACUGACUCUUCUCCCCCUCCGUCUUCCGUCUUCCUCCUCCUCCCGUCACCUCACCUCGCCACCAAAUUAAAAUUAAACAACGCCACGCCGGAGGGAGCGGAGAGGGGGAACAAAAAUCUGGCCUUUGGCCUCCGGGAGAGCAGAUUCCGCAAGCUCCGCCGCCGCCGCAAGCUGCUUCGCGCCGCUCCGGCGGUCCCCCGCCCGCUCGCCGUCGCCGCGCCACCAGGGCCAGGGUUUCCUGCUCGGCUCCGAGCAAGCCAGGCGCCAUUCCCCUCCCCCUUGGGCUCCGCUGCCGGAUCCAACUCCUCAACCACCACACGACAGCGCAGAUUCUGAAGGUGGUCGGUCCGUCAGUUGGCGCAAUGGGCGUAGUCGAGGAGGAGCAACCGGACGUCAGCGGCGGAAAGCCUGAUGCCGCCAAGCCGCCGCCUCCGGAAAGCGAUGAGCGAAAACCAAGCAACCCCCGCGUGUCGACCUGCAGCACGGACAAGGACGACGGCCUCGCUCUCUGCCGGGUGUGCCACUGCGUGGAGCCUGACCUCAGAGGCGAGUCCGCUCUCGGUUUCCUAGGCAUCGUGCCGCCUUCCCCUGAUCCAUCCAUCCUGAAGACUGACAAGGACCCAAGCAAUGGCGCCACCAAGACUUCCAUCAGCAAGAAUGGCUCUGAUGUUCCCAAGUUUGUUGAGUUCAUAAGCCCCGAGGGGGAGAUCUUCAAGUGCGCCACCGACAUCGAAUCCGGCCCUUUGCACCCGCAAGACGACAUCGUGACCCUAGGGUGCUCCUGCAAGAACGAGCUCGCGCUCGCGCACUACGCGUGCGCGCUCAAGUGGUUCAUCAGCCACGGGUCAACCGUGUGCGAGAUAUGCGGGAGCGCUGCCACCAACGUGCGGCCCGGGGAUUUCAACACGGUGCUCGCGUCACUAAAGGACUACGAGGCCCUGAGGGAGAGGACGUCCACCGGGGACCUCUCCUACUUGCACUACCGGGCGGAGGCGUCCGUCGACCCGGUCGCCCUCGCGGCGGUACGGAGGCAGCGGCUCUGCGAGAUAUCCUCAUGGUUCAACCCUCACAACACGCACUUCGUGUUCUCUCAGAGCCAGAGGCACAGCAGCAACAACGAAGAGGUGCCUGUUAGCCCGAGUAAUAACUCUGCAGACUAUAGUGUUUCGGCUUGGGGGCCAUCACACGGGGGUUCAAGUGUCGGGAGUACCGGAGCUUUCGUCGCCAUCGCCCUAGCUUUUGGUAUUCUUGCAUGGUUUGUUGCUCCACAUGUUGGCAAGAGAGCGGCUGCGAUCAUUCUUCACAUGCUUCUGGGAGGCCUAUGCUCGUUGACUAUAAUAAUCUCGCUGAGAUUUGUAAGUAAACUAGGAUGCUUAACAUAUAUGGUCUUCCCGAGAAUCCAGUUUGGGUCGAUGCGGUACUGGGGGAUCCUGUUCGUGUCCUGGUUCCUUGUGUUUGGAGUGUGGGCGUCGCGAACCCGCUCCAUCCGCCGCGCUUCAUGAUUACAUCGAGUGUGCCCUCAGUCAGCCGUUAUGAGGAUUUAGGACCGCGGCGUCGCAAAGGGUAGCGUCCACGGCAGCGUUAGGUAUUGUCCUCCUUGUCUAUAUCCGCCGCUAUAUCAGGGGUGCGUUUCUUUUGUAGCUGUUUGUUUUCAGAUGUAUAUGUUGGGCCGAGAAAACAAGGAAAAUUUCUGGUGGUCUGCUACUCGUUUGAGAUGCAGAUAGACUGCUGCUAGUUAAUCGGCAUUGUGGAUAUGGGAAAUGAUAUGUUGUUAUAUAUUUUUCUUUUGCUAA
This is a messenger RNA of Triticum dicoccoides, 1793 nucleotides long. RefSeq lists its product as uncharacterized. NCBI's taxonomy places the organism in Eukaryota, Viridiplantae, Streptophyta, Magnoliopsida, Poales, Poaceae. The transcript is spliced from 5 exons. Gene Ontology annotation, molecular function: zinc ion binding. Bases 363 to 1502 code for a protein of 379 amino acids. The record is from RefSeq and is a predicted model, not a curated record.